CCCGGUACUCAUGAAUAGAAAUAGUCUUUAUCUCUGAAGACGCUAUUUAAUCGAAACCCAUCGCGCGCGCUUGGCGCAUAGUUGAUCAGACCCCGGAUGUAAACAAGACCAUCAACAAUAACAACACAUCACAACAUAACAACAACACCCCGCCUUCUAGCCCCGGAGAUCGGUGGUCUUCACCUUCGACACUCUCCUACGCCAGGUGUAUCAUUAUGAUCGUUCUAUAUGUUUGCAGUCUCUAACAUAUCAUUGACCACGAGUACUGAGGGCGGUCAAUCGGCAUGACCGCGAGGGAGAUUGAUGCGGAGAUGUCCUACGUCCAGGUGCACCUGGAUAGCGAUCCCCACCAAGCGGACCGCCAGCUGCAACAAGCCGUCCACUCGACUUACAGACGCUCCAACGGCUACCCCUCCCAUUCUCGCAAGCACUCGCGCAGCUCUGCUGCAGACUCGGACUGGCCGUCGGACGAAUCCGGCCGCUUCGACGACGCGGAGGAAUAUGAUCCAGACGAGCAACCUCUCAACUCGCCAUCUGCGCACUCAUCCAAGCGGCGCCGUUCAAACGAUUGGCCGCUCCAACCCGGCGAAGAGAAUCCUCCGUCAAAGGACAAUGGAAAUCACCGCUGGCCGUUCAAGAAUUCGAGUUACGGCUCGCCUCGUCGAAAUGGACGUCAGGGAGGCGGUGGGGAUAAAUCGAGCCGGGGCCGACCGUCUCGCUUCAUCGAGGCGCACAUGAAUGACAGCGUGAGCGAAAAGCCGCCUAGUAUCUUCAUACGCGGGGACGCGGGCGCGUCCGGGCAGAAUGAUAACGGUGCAGGUCAGAGGUCGUCUGGUAUCUUUCGGUUUGGGAGGGCGAUUGCAUCGGCGUUCAAUCCGUUUGGGGUGUGGGGGAAUGUGUCUGAUAUCUGGCGCGGCUCGCAGUCCGAGAACAGGCCGGAAGGCGAUGCCAGGGCGCAGGCGGAGAAGGCCUAUGCGGAGCUGAAGAAGGCAGGCUACAAGGGGACUGUCAAGGGAAGCUAUAUGCAGGGCGUUCAGACGAGUGGUCCUAUUGCGGAGCAACAUUCUCGUAGAGCGAGUCAGGCGCAGUGGGACGGCAGCAAGACUUUGGGGCGUCACUCGAGACAGAAUUCCACGGAAGGAUACGGAUCUGGAAGCUCGAUUCGGAGUUCGUUGCAGGAACUACGCAAGGCCAAGUCGUCGCUAGGGAUUCCUUAUAUCAAGCGAGGAUCUGAGGACUUGGAGCGUCCCGAAGUGCGCAAAUCGCGAUCCCGCAAGGAGCUCCAGAAGCAAACCAAGUUGUUGAAGCGGGUCAGUGAUCUCGAGGGGAAGCUUGAACGCGCGAGGCGCGAGUUGCGCGAAUUGACGGGCGAGGAGGAGGAGGAGGAGGAGCCGGUAAGGACACUCUGCCAGGAGAGACCCUAUCAUCGACCGUUCGUGCCCGGAGCCCUCCCAACGCUACCUUCGGAGCGAUUCUACGAAAAUGAUGCCACAACAGUGCCUGAUUCGCAAGCAGUCGAGCUAGCGGCUUUGUCUGAGACGUCUGGGAAUGUCCAACGUGUGGCUGAGAGCCAGGGAAACGGAUUGGCGACGGUGGAAAGCCCAUUCCUCAAGAGAAAGUCGCCGGAUCCAAAGUCAGUCCGUGACAAGGUCCAUCAGAUGACUAAAGAUUCUCCUAACAAGGAGUCUCAGUAUGAAGAACCCGCCCGUUUCCAUGAAACCAACACACCGCGAAAGGCGACCAAAAUGGGAAAGAGUGACAGUCCUGGAUCUGUCGAGCGAAAGCGGACGCAGGAUAAAUCCCAGCCAGAAGAUCACGAAUAUCGAGGAAGAAACCAACAUCAGCCCCGGCGACGCUCAAACACACGCUCGCCCUCCACCCAUAGACGAAGAUCAACCUCGCGGAGUCGACCGACGCCCUGUCUCCGAAUGAAGCAACGACGCUCAGAUCUGCGCUCCGCCAGCUCCAGUGCCAGUGAGAACCAUCUGAAUGAGGUCGAGAAGCAACCGAACGGCGAGAACGAGCCUCAACAGGAGCCGUACCUGGACUAUCCGAUCAUAGAUCUGAGGGAACUGGACGACAUGACCGGCGCUCCCACUCCAACGUCCACCCCCAGCCGCGGUUAUUUGCACGAGCGUAUCCCGCCUGUGCCUCCACUCCCGAAGAACCUAGCUGCCACCGCUGCAAAGGUGGAUAGACGGCUAGCCAAAGAGCUCUGGAAGAUGAAGAACGCACAGAUGCAGAACUCGGGCCAGACGCAACCUAAGGAAGAGGACUUUCGAUGGCCCGAGGAUAUUUUCUGAUGCCUCACUGCAACUGAUAAGAUAUUGAUGUAACGAAUCAUGACGAUAUGACUACGACAGAUGACAGCAACUUGGCUAUCCAGCUUGGCCUGGACUGAGUGUUUACAAUAAAAUCAAAAAAGAGAAAAAAAGUUGCAAAAUGAGAAAUCCUGGUUGACUUGCUCCGAGAUCCCAGGUAUUGGAGGGGAUCCAAAUGGUACACCACGACAGGCUGCCUUGAGUUCCGCUGGUGCAGGACAAGGAGUCGGUCAAUGUCUUUCCUUUGUGAUGUAACUGAUGUUUUGAAUACGG
Aspergillus novofumigatus IBT 16806 is the source of this 2594-nucleotide messenger RNA. RefSeq names its product putative nuclear RNA binding protein. The record is from RefSeq and is a predicted model, not a curated record. NCBI's taxonomy places the organism in Eukaryota, Fungi, Ascomycota, Eurotiomycetes, Eurotiales, Aspergillaceae. Bases 285 to 2303 code for a protein of 672 amino acids. The transcript has 2 exons.